AUGGAACUGGAACAUCAGCAUCAACACCAACAGCAUCAUGAUCAGGACGACGUCGACUCAGACUCUUCAAAGAAGGUCCAUCAAUCUGCUGCUACCCCACCACCACCCCCAUCGUCGCCACCAUCGUCACCAUCAUCAUCACCACCAUCGUCUCCACCAUUAUCAACGUCAACCGACCAAUUAAUAAUGAAUCAACCUCGUCACCAACAACAACACCAUCAAGACCAAGAGCAACAAAGCCAGGAUAUUGUCAGUGAAAAAAAAUAUAAUUUGUCGGAUUCCUUUGAAGAUUACUUGAAACAUUUAAGCAGCUUUUUGAGGUUUGACUCACCUGACAAAUGGCUUCCUUCAAUGAGGUCUGCCAACUCGUCAAUUGAAAGUUUAACAAGCUUAUCUGACGGUGAUGAUAAAAAUGAUUUGGAUGAUAACUGUGCUUCUUCUGCUGUUUCACUAGAUAUAAAUUGUGCACAAACAGGUGUUGUUUCCAAAUUAAAAUAUGACAUGGCGGAAUUAGAACAAAAUGUUUUGAACGAAUGUUUGUCAGAUGAUGAUGAUGAGCUUGAUGAUCUUAUGAUUAAAAUGCCAUACCCCAUUCCAUCUCAAAGGUUGCCACUGAUUUUAGAAAAUGACUCUGAUGAUAUUUCUCAAAGUUCUCGUCAUUCUCAAUUUGUGGAGAGUGACAUGGUCCCAAAUGAAAAGCUACAAAAUAUCAACAACUUUGAUGGCGAUUCAACUAGGUGCAAUAAUAAUGAUAACCAUUCCAUUAGUAGUAGAAACAAUCAUUCUAUUAGUAGUAGAAACAAUCGUCGUUUGACAUGUGAAGAAUUUAUUACUCAUCUGCGUUCGGCCAGGGAAUCAUGUUCCAAGUCUCUGCAAAUUAAAACUCAUUUCAACAAAGAUGAAGAUUUGCCAAAUUGUGAGAAUGAAUCUGGUAGUUAUGCAGACAAAAAAUUAACUGCUGAUACAAAAUUAGAAGGUAAUGCUGAAGUGCAAGCUGCUUCGAAAGAUGUCACAGAAGAAAUUGUAGUAGAUGUGAAAGUGGAGAAGAAUAAAAAAAAACGAGUUAAAGUGAUUGAAGAGCUCCUGGCAACUGAAGCAACGUAUUUCAGACAUCUUGAAUUAAUUGUUUCUCUGUUCAUGCAGCCUCUCAUGGACUCACACAUAAUUCCAGAACCAGCAAUAGUUGAGAUAUUUGGGAACAUCCGACUGAUAAUGUCAGUGAACAUGGAGCUGUCGUCGCACAUGAGGUCUGAAAGCAUCGGGCAGGCCUUCCUCCACCUGGCCCCCUUUCUCAAGUUGUAUUCAACGUACGCUCAGAACCAUGAGAGAGCCCUGGCCGUUCUUCUGGAAUGGGAUCAGAAGUCUGCAGAGUUUUCCAAGUUUCGUCGUCAACAGGAGGAGUUAGCGGACAUGAAUGGAUUGAAGUUGAAUGCUCUUCUCAUCACCCCCGUUCAGAGAAUUCCUAGGUGGUACAAACUGCUCCUCGAAGAGUUGCUAUCUUGCACGCCUCUCGACCACGAUGAUUACUGGCCCAUUAAAAAUGCAGUUGUGGAGGUGCAGCACGUGGCAAGUCACAUCAACGAGCACAUCAGACAGCAGGACAACUUCAUGAAGAUGCUCGCCAUACAGAAAUGUUUCAACGCAUCCAAUGCUCCGAGGAUAUUCGUUCCCGGCAGAAUGUUCAUUAAAGAGGGCCCUUUAAGGAAGGUCUCCCAACAUGGCAACAAAUCUCACGAGCGAAUGUUCUUCCUCUUCUCAGACAUGCUAAUGUACGCUAAGCCAACGGCCCUCUCAAACACCACCACCACCAACAACAACACUAACAACAACUGUUAUAACAACAUUAAUAGCAAUAACUACCAUUCACUUGUGUGUUGUUGCAUGCUGCCACUGCAUCAUUGCAAGGUUGAACAAGUGCUCGGUGGUGCAGAUGGACAGGGAUUGUUGUUCACUGUGACUUGCAAAAAGGAACAUCUCCUGUUGUUCUCCGACCAGAAGACUGCCAACAACUGGAUAACUGUCCUCAACAAACAAAUCAGUGAGAUAAGAAGCAGUCGUCAGACACUGAGGAAGAGGAGCAGCGUCCAGCAGCCAAUGCGCAGUGAAGGUUUCAUGAAGUUUCUCAGACGAAGGAACAACCACAACAACGAUGCCGAUCAUGACGACAAUCAGACAUUCAAGAGUACGCCUGAAAAGAUGAAGCAGGCGAAGAAGCACGCGGAGAAGGUGAUCAGGAAGCAGCAGCUGUCGCGUCAGAAGCAGCAGUCCAUCCUCAGCAAGCUGACGCCAUCAACGGCGAACCAUGCUGCUGCUGCUGCUAGGAAGCUCAACUGUGAUUCGAACAGGUGGACGAGCACGUGCACGCAACAGAACCUGCCCAACAAACACUUCUCCUCUGGCCUGGCCUGUCUGAAGAAAAAUAAAAAGAAAAUGUUUCUAGAGGAUCAAGAAGCGGGGAAACCCAAGGUGUUUGCUGACUUGACUAUCGUAGAGGAGCACCAUGGCAUAUUUGCUGGCAACAACAACAUCACGCUGAAUGACACUAUUGAUAUAAUAUCACAACCAAACACGAAUUACAUAAUUAAUAUUAAUAAUAACAUUAGUGAAUUCAAGCGAGAUAUAAAAAGUGAAAAAGACGACAUGAAAAGCCCAGUUCCCAGCAGUGCUACCAUGCAAUCAACUCACUCGACAACUCCAAACAAACACGUUGGCAGGGCAGAUGUUGAAACGUCCCAUAAAAACAUUAAUAAUAAUUGUGUAAUUACGCCAAAAACACCAAAUCAGGUUUCGGCAUCGGCUAACAAAGCUGCUUUUUCUACCAGAACGUUGAAUAAGUUCAUUUCCAAGACAAUAUACAGGAGACAUGAAUGUGGUCGCCCAACGCCGUCGCCAUCCAAGCUAGCAACGCAGACACCAACAGCAUUGGAAUCGACCGCUACUUUUACUAAACAAAUGCCAGCAACAGAAACUAGAGUUUCAGCUAUAAAGAAAUCUUUCAUCCACCAGAGAACAAAAUCAUACAACGACUGCAGCAGCAGCAGUAGUAGUACAAUUCUCUCAAACACUGACCGACCUAAGAAAACUUCCGUUGAAUUGAAUUUGCCGAGUGGUCAACGUGUUGCUACAGCUUGUGAUUAUCGAGACUCAGAUGCUAGUCAUGAACAAAUUGAUCGUGAUCAAUUAAGGUUGAGCUUGAAAAGGAGUCAACCGAAAAAACUUGAUGCCAAAAAUUUUCCAACAACUCCUCGAAGUAACAGUGUUUUUGCAUCAAAAUUGAUUCGAACGCCCUCAAAAUUAUUUUCUUCGCCGGCAGAUUCAAUCUCACCAUCUCCGAUUCUUGCAAGAAGCAGCAGCAAACAAGGGAACAUCGGCGAAUUCAACUGUUACUCACCUCUCACAAAUGUAGAAGCAUCGAGUAACUCUAACAACAUUUAUCAGUGUGAAACCAGAGGAACGGUUGAACCGGGUGAGUUCGACAAUCGCAACAAUAACGAAAACAUCAACCCCAGAGACACCGUAGGAGAAUGUGACAUGGCAAUCAAUCUAUCCCCUUUCCUUCGCAUGGAUUGCAACAUUUCGAGAAACGUUACAAUUAGGAAACGUUCGAAACUACUGCGGUCAUCAACCCUCAUCGUAAGGAAGGAUCUGCCAAGAGUGAGCAAGGAUAGUGGUUGCUGCAGCGAUAUCAUCGGGGCUAAUGAACUCAACCGCUAUCACUCUGCUCCUGGGCAAGAGGAUGGUCAUGCUGAUGUUGAUGGUAAUAAUUAUUAUGAUGGUGACAGUGACGAGGCUGAAGCCUGUGUGCUUAGGAAUUUAUCAUUCAAACUAGCACUAUCAGAAAAUUGAUGUUGCUUCUGUUUCAUUGAUGGCUUAAGUUUUCUGCAAAAUAACUAUUUUAGUUUUUUUUUUUUUCUUUCUGUUUCGAUUUUCUCUCCAUUCCCCUCCCUCUCUCCUCUUUUUCUCUCCCCCCCUCUCUCUCUUUCUCUAUAAAAAUUUAUUUUAAAUUGAUAGGUGAUUGCUUUCAUACCUAACAUAUCAGUUUAUUUUUUUUACCACGUUGCAAUUUUACUGACCAGUCUAAAUUUAUAUACAUUAACAGAGUAGUAGCUACAUAAUAUUUUUUUUUAUUAACAUAUGAUGUCUCGAUUAUUUCGUUGAGAGGAUUGUGAAAUAUUUAAAUGCACUGCUUUUGACUUUUCCAAUUUGAAAUCUUAUUUUUUCUACUUUAGGAUGUUGCAAUCAUGUAUAGGUAAUAUGCUAUAAAUAUAUAUGAAUUUAUUUAUUAUUCUUUUAUUUUAUGUAUGUAUUAAUAUUUAUGUAUAGGACUCAAAUUAGCUUAUUCUAUUAUUUAACAAGAAUCAAUAUGCCCCAUUAAAUAUUUUCAUCAAAUGUUGAAUCAUGUUUGAUAUAUAUUGCGUACUACAUUGAAGAUUUUUUUAAAUUUACAAUGAUUUCUUCAUUUUUUUAGUAAAAGAUUCUUAAAGAAUCGAAUUGAUUUUUUAACACUUAUAAAAAAAGUUCAUUUCUGAGCAA
Helobdella robusta is the source of this 4533-nucleotide messenger RNA. RefSeq lists its product as hypothetical. The record is from RefSeq and is a predicted model, not a curated record. The transcript has 10 exons. Gene Ontology annotation, molecular function: guanyl-nucleotide exchange factor activity. NCBI's taxonomy places the organism in Eukaryota, Metazoa, Annelida, Clitellata, Rhynchobdellida, Glossiphoniidae. Gene Ontology annotation, cellular component: cytoplasm. The coding region runs from base 1 to 3846 and encodes 1281 amino acids.